Lactuca sativa (garden lettuce) is the source of this 954-nucleotide messenger RNA. RefSeq names its product transcription factor MYB7. Lineage: Eukaryota; Viridiplantae; Streptophyta; Magnoliopsida; Asterales; Asteraceae. The record is from RefSeq and is a predicted model, not a curated record.
CUUAAGUCUUCAUUAGCCAGUAGCCACUGAAAAGGUCUCUAAAGAGAACUGAAAGAUCGAAGACAAGAAGUCAAGAAGAUGGUGAGGGCUCCAUGUUUUGAUAAAAACGGAAUCAAAAAAGGUGCAUGGAGCAAAGAGGAAGACAACAAACUAAGAGCUUACAUACAGAUAUACGGCCAUUCUAACUGGCGAGAACUUCCCAAGUUAGCUGGUUUGUCUAGAUGUGGGAAAAGCUGUAGGCUGCGAUGGAUGAAUUAUCUACGCCCAAACAUGAAACGUGGUAAUUUUACAAAAGAAGAAGAAGAUGUCAUUGUUGGUUUACAUAAGAAGCUUGGAAACAAAUGGUCAACGAUGGCCGCACAGUUGCCUGGAAGAAGCGACAAUGAAAUAAAAAACCAUUGGCACACACAUCUGAAAAACCAGGUCCGAAAAGAUCAAACGAUCGAACAAUUUGAAAACCUUGAACCUUUUAAAGCUACUCCCAGAGGAUGUCAACAGGUGAAAAAACCCAACUUAAAAACCCCACUGGAAGUUGAAAUUUUAUUGGCAGUCUUAACAUCUGAAUCACCGUCAUCUUCUUCAACAAGUGAAUCUUCUCAAUGUUCUUUGAGUGUAUCAGAUUAUGAAGUUCCUUGUGACGACGCUACACCACAGUUUUCUGAGCCGGCCGGAAAUUUAUGGUUUGAUCAGCUAUUUUUACCGGACAACAAUGGCGUGGCAUUAUCAAGUGAGACCAUGUUCUCACCUUUCGGCUUGACCGACGACAAUCUCAUCUCUAAGACUUCUUUCCCGGAUCACAUCAUGGAUGAUGUGCAUUUAUGGUCAACCAUAGAUUUAUAUUUGUAAUCAAAGUCCGUACAUUAAUUAGUCGAGCAUUGUCAACCAUAGAUUUACUUGUAAUCAUAUCAUUUUUAAACUCUAUAAUAUAAACUAGGCUCAUGUUAAGGGGAAUAA